ACGAAUGGUGUAUACAGAAUUCCAAGACAACAGUAGGGUUAAAACGGAGAGAAAUGUUUACAUCCUUACUAGUUCUUUCAAAUGCGCGCUCCCGCAGAUUAGCGCCCCCGACGCUACGCGGUCGUCAAGGAGACGCGCUCCCGCUACGGUUCAGGGAGGAAGUCAGUCAGUCAUUCGUUUAUAUCAAAUCUACCGCUUUGGAAAGAGAAGCAGAUAUGAAGAAAUCGCACCGUACAAAUGUCUUGGUGACAUCCUGUCUGAAGACCCCGGUGGACCCGCAAACCAAAGUGCCGUUAGCUCAGUACGAGCGGGAGCGGACACUGCCGCGCGCGGCCGCGAUGACGGACAACAGGCACUAUGAAAAAGAGAUGGAGUAUGACUCUGGAUCUGAUUUGGUGGCUGAUGACCCUCCUGCCAAAGACAACAAUGCUCUGCUUAUCAAAGACUACCGUGUGACGGGCGAUCGCAUCGACCUCAGGGAGUUUUACUUCUCAAACCAGGAGUACUACCGUAAACUAGAACAGCUGAAAACAGCUCACCUCCAAACAAUGGCUGAACUCGAACUAAUGUAUCGCAAGAAACUCGACCUUAAAGGAGCGACUGCUGUGGACAACACUGAGCGGGCCAAUCUAUCCCCACAAGGAAGUCCAGUGAUAACCAGCGGUCUGAAAAAAGCCCAGUCUGCUUUAGAGUUACGACGGACUUCAGAUCCAUCUGAUUUGUCUGACGAAGAAGGCCAAGGAGAUCGCAACACGGAGAAAGGCCUUCUUAUCUCACCGAAAGAACACAUUAAAAACAUGUGGCAGGACUUUAGCGUUAAUAAGCUUUCUCCACCUCACCGGCACCCCAUGUCCUCCUCAGUGCAUAGUCUACCAGCAGACUGCCAGGGUAUUAGCAAACCCAAAGAAAGGAUUAGAAGUCAGCGGGCGAAAAAACACAAGCAUCAUGAGGAUUGGCAUCCGAGAGUGACAGUCCCGAAGCCUUUCCAGAUGACCGUCCGAGAGGCAGAAUGGCGCAAGAAGGGUGUAAAAUCGCGAUCUGAGAUCGAGCAAGAGAACGCGGAUCUCCGACGGCAGCUGGAAGAGCUCAGCGAGUGCCAGAAGAAGUUUCGUGCCAGUCCCAUUCCUGCCCAUGUGCGCCUCCCGUUGUAUGAAGAUCUGCAGGAGCGUAAUGAAGAGCGAAGAAGACUCCAUCUGGAGUUUGAACAGCAGCGUCUUCACAUCUCUCAGAAACCCUUCCGCUUCCUGGAGCGCGAACGGUUGAAGAAAGAACAGAAGGACGCCAAGCUACGCGAGCAAACACUUCAGCGUAACAAAGAGGAAGAGGAGAGGAGGAAGUGCCCGUUUAAAGCCAAACCUGUCCCAAAGGCGGUGAAGGAAGCCACGUUGGGCGAGCGACAGAAAGAGGAGGAACUCUACAGGGCAAUUAAAAUGCAGAUGCGGGCGAGAGAGAUGCUACACACUGCAUCCAUGCCUCCUAGCAUGCUUGCGCGUCAGCUCAGCGAAAAACAAACUCAAAAGAUCAUCGUUAAAGAUGCCGAAGAGACACACCAGCCCAAAAUCAACGCUGAAGUGCCAGAUUUCGAUGCCAGCUACAGGAGGUUUCGGAAGCAGCUGGCAAAACGUAAAGAGGUGAUGCCUGUCACAUCAUGCGAACCAUUCCAACUGCGCACAGCUAACAUCACAUCGCACAAAGAACGCAUCAUGGCGGAAAUCCAAGCAGAAAUACAGAGCCCAAAACCAUCGCGCUGGCCAUUUGUGAACACGCCUGUCCUUUCGCCCAGGACGCCUUCAUCUUCUCUUUGCUCCUCGCUUUCCGGAAGCCAGGAAUGUUUGUCUGCUAAGAUUACUGAUGCUGCUAAGAAACGGCAAGAAGCUGUGAGAAAAGUUCUCGAGCACAGAAAGAAAGCAGAAGAAGAGGAGGAGAAAUGGAGGGAGAAGCAAAAACAGAGAGAGAAGAGGCUGCAGAAGCUGGUCACAAAGCGAGCUCAGGCCAUCGAUCCACAUGUAACCCUGGCUCAGACAUCCCCUAACAAGCUAAAAGAGUUCAGGAAACAAGAUCUCCAGAGACAGAAAGAGUAUCAGGACGAGAUGAGAGAAAUCCAGAAAAGAGUAAAGGGAAGGCCUUUGUUACUGGAGCAAGUAGCACAGAUGAAUGCUAAGAGAGCUGCUGAAAAGCUCUACUCUUCCACUUUGCAUGGAUGUGGUCUGAGUGAAUCCUUUAUCAGCAGUAAAGCUCCAAAGGGCUUAGAAAACAGACUGACUCCAAGCCCCGCCCACUCCGACAGCAUGAGUCCACCCACAUACAGAAACAGACUUGAGGAUGAUGAGGAUCUUCCGGACAUGCAGGAUUCUCUUCUCGAUGACUAUCCGGAUGAUUAUGAGGAGUAUGACCAUGACAUGGAGACAGAACUUGUCGAUGGAGAUGAGGAGCGGAAACACAGCGAACAUCAUGACUACGGGGAUGAGGAAAAGGAUGAUGAUGAUGAUGAUGAUGAUGAUGAGAUGCAAUUUGAUGAUGAUGACUGUCAGGGGGAUGAUGACAUCAUCAGGAGGCACAGUCAGAGCAGCAAGGGUAGCGACAGAAGUGAUCACAGCAACAGGAGUAGAACAGGUAGUGUUAAUUAGUUAACUGCAGCGGUGUAAAGUAACAAAUUACAAAUACUCAGACUACUGUAAUUGAGUAGUUUUUCCUCAGGAAUUGUAAUUUACUAAGUAGUUUUUAAAAUGUGUACUUUCACUUUCCCUUGAGUACAUGUGUAGUGCAGUAUCGGUACUUUUACUCCACUACUUUCCCUCAACCUGCAGUCACUACUUUAUUUUUUCCUGUCUAUGGGGAUUAGAAAAAUCAGUCCUGUGAUUCCUGUCACACAUAGAAAGUAAAUCAUAAUGAACUACCUCAAGACAUGGGCGAUUUAUAAUCACAGCAAACUGUUUGGAAGCAUUAAAAGUGUCCAAGAAGAUAUUCAAAACCUUUACAAGUAUUGACCCAGAGACGGUUUAGAUGCAUGUCACCGAUGAGAAGAUGAAAAAUGUUUACCGUAUGAAGACCGAAAUGGUCUUAAACACCCAGCAGGCAUCAGACGUCAACAUGACGUCAUCAUGGGGACGUUACACUUUGUUUGGAAAUGAAAAUCGGGUUGACAUCUGAACCCAGC
Molecule: messenger RNA, 3157 nt
Organism: Danio rerio (zebrafish)
Lineage: Eukaryota; Metazoa; Chordata; Actinopteri; Cypriniformes; Danionidae
Source: RefSeq, a predicted model, not a curated record